UCGUUGUUGAUUAAAUGUAUGCGUCAACUGUGGCUUAUUUUAGAUAGAAAUCUUGAUAACACUGCCUCAAGAAAACACCCCGAAAAUAGCAGCAGCAGCUCAUCUUCUUCCGCUUCGACCUCAAGUGUCUGCACUUUCAAACUCCCAACCAACAACUCCAAAUCUACAUCUACCACUAGUACUAGUCGCAGAACAGAGAAAGAGCACCUAUUGUCUAACAGCACUAAGUCAUCAGUUGAACUAGAAAAGCAGUCACAAAAGAGCCACCCUUACUCAUCCCAACAGCAGAUAAAGAGUGUCAAUACAACCGAACGCGAUUAUAAAGUUAACGUGGUCGCUUCAGAUCAAGACACCAAGGCCAAAGUAGAAUUGCCGACGAAGGAAGAGUCCAAUAAGAGUGUUUCUAGAAACAUUUCGACAGGGAACCACCAAUCGAGACCAGUGCUAACCAAACCGGUGGAAUCGAGUAGCAGCGAGAGUAGCCGUGAUAAUUCUUUUUCUUCUUCCCACAAAAAAGCCAGACAAAGUCGCACGACAGUUUUGACUCCGUUGUUGACACAUAGCUCAGAAUCAUCAGCACCACCACUUGCGAAGAUGGGUAACGAGAGUUCACUGCCAAUGGAAUUGUGUUCGACAUUCGACGCGGAGGAGAUCAAACGUCUGGGCAAGCGGUUCAAGAAGCUGGACCUGGACAACUCCGGAUCUCUCUCAGUGGACGAGUUCAUGUCUCUCCCGGAAUUGCAACAGAAUCCGCUGGUUCAAAGAGUGAUAGACAUAUUGGAUGUGGACGGGAAUGGAGAGAUCGACUUCAAAGAGUUCAUUGAGGGAAUCUCACAGUUUAGCGUCAAAGGUGACAAAGACUCCAAGUUAAGAUUCGCUUUCAAAAUUUACGACAUGGACAAAGACGGAUACAUUUCAAACGGAGAACUAUUCCAGGUGCUGAAAAUGAUGGUAGGGAACAACCUGAAAGACACGCAACUGCAGCAGAUAGUAGAUAAGACCAUAUUCCACGCAGACACUGACGGAGAUGGCCGAAUAUCCUACGAGGAGUUCUGUGCUGUAGUGGGAACCAUGGACGUGCACAAGAAGAUGGUUGUCGACGUCUAGCCCCAGAAAGCCCUCAUCCUCCGCCCCAACACCUAGUCCACGUCUCAAACCCCCUCCUCCCCAAACUAACCUAGAGUAGAGUAGAGAGAAAUGGAAUCGAAGUCGAAAUUUAAGCAGUCUGCAAUCAAAGCAGAAUGAAAGAACACGACAGUAUUCUCUAUAAUUGGGUGAAAUCAUGACCUAGUUAAUGCUUAUUGGGGAAACUUAAUACUAUUACGUUAACAGAAGCUGCGCUACUCAUUUAUGAGCAUAACAGAGCAAGAUUUAUUGGAUUAGCUGACAUUAGGUUAACACUAAAGGAACAAUUUCAAAACUUGACGAAUUGCUGAGGUUAUCUUUGAAUCUGGUAAAUCUGAAAAUGAACAAGCUAUUUCGAUAUGUCAGCUCAGGUAUGCAUGGUGUUAGCAUAACAAGUGAAAGCAGUUUGAGGCUUACUUACUAAUUAGACGCAAACUGAAGUGUUUGAAACUCAGUAGAGUAAUCUAAUACACCGUGGCCCAUUCCGAUUUUGUUUUGAUUGAUUGAGUUAAUUUCAAACCCAUUCUUUUGCUAUUUUUGAUAUUUUCCUAUUUUUUACUCGCUCGAUAUCGACCAUUUUGAUCAGAUCGUUUUCUACACGAAGAUUUAAUUUUAUGACAACUAGGGAUGUUUUAAGUAUUUGUUGUUUCUGGAUAUUUUCAAGAAAUUUUAAAGAAAUCAGAAGUUAAAUCUUCGUCCCGUCGUGGAAUGCAAUUUUCAUUUACAAUUUGUCUUGAGUAAUUUAGUUGCUGUGCAUCAUUUAGACAAAAGCCAACCGGACCUACUCUCCGAGUAACUAUCUUACUAUAUGUGACCCUUUCAUUGUGUUCUCCGGUUGUGUGCCAUCAUCAUUGGUGUAAAAUUCAAAAAUAUCCCCUGUUUAGUAGUUACUGACUGACUUUUCCUUGUGUCCUAAAAAUAGCCAACCUCAUUGUUUUGAAGAUUUCAAUUUGAUCGAACUAGAAAGAAAGAGAUGCUCCAGGUUUUAUAUUAGGUUGGCUACUUUCUAAUUUAAGCCCGAUUUGCUGAUAGUAAGUUUAAAAGCUUGUAAAAUGGAAACUUAAAAGAAAUCGUAAUCCUAUCGACCGCAAAAACUAAUGUGUCAAGUUUUAGGUACAAGAUACACCAGUAAUUGUUUUUGCUUUGCCAUUAGAUAUUGGUUUUUAGAAAGAUAAGUGUUGCAUAUUUCUGGUCAUAAGAGGAAAAAUCAGGAACACUCGAAGUUUUUGGUGCCACACAGCUGUGGAUUUGCACUAAAAGUAAAAAGAAACACGCGAACUAAUUCAAAUAAAUUUAAAUUAGUUUUGUAAGCUUUUUAGUUUUUCGUUGAAAUUUUUAGUAGUUUUGUCUCAGCCUCGGGAGUUAUGAAACGCAGGCGCAGAUUACAGUAUCAUAAUAAAAAGUUCGAUUCGAUUUGAACUUAAAUCAAGCAUAAAAUUUGAAACAUGAAUCAUGAAUAGGUCGUGCUCAAAAAUAAAAUGCAUGGGGAAAAAUUGCUAUGCCCCCCACCUUCAAAUUUUUGUCAUGAAAUUUGGAAUUAUAAUUAAAGUUUUUGAAUCUAUCGGUUGGAUCAUUAUCAUUUUAACCCCAUGGUUCAUGAUCACGUCCGCAUUCGGGCUAAUUAAGAGACAUGAUCUGCAAUUAAUGUGAGCAAAUUUACUUAAUUCACUCCCCCCUCCCAAAUACCCGACAGUACUGCAAACUCGAAUAGAGACUAUACUGCUCACCCUUCGCUUGAUUUGAUAGGGAUAGCUCACUGUUUAAAUGUCCAUAUAUAAAACUUCAAAUAUUUAUGAUUAUUUUGUCGAUUAUCUUAUUACCUCAGACAUACGAGCACGCUUUUACAAUUGCGACGCUUCUUUGUAUAUACAAAUGUUAAAUUAAUGAAAUUAUUAAAAUUUUUGCUUUUCCUCAGAUUUAAUAGAAUUGACAGUUUUGAAAUGA
Messenger RNA from Symsagittifera roscoffensis, 3069 nucleotides. RefSeq lists its product as uncharacterized. Gene Ontology annotation, molecular function: calcium ion binding; calcium-dependent protein serine/threonine phosphatase regulator activity; phosphatase binding. The coding region runs from base 19 to 1107 and encodes 362 amino acids. Gene Ontology annotation, cellular component: calcineurin complex. The transcript is spliced from 4 exons. The record is from RefSeq and is a predicted model, not a curated record. Gene Ontology annotation, biological process: protein dephosphorylation; calcineurin-mediated signaling. Lineage: Eukaryota; Metazoa; Xenacoelomorpha; Acoela; Convolutidae.